Molecule: messenger RNA, 966 nt
Organism: Bipolaris victoriae FI3
Lineage: Eukaryota; Fungi; Ascomycota; Dothideomycetes; Pleosporales; Pleosporaceae
Exons: 3
Coding region: 1-966 (321 amino acids)
Source: RefSeq, a predicted model, not a curated record
AUGUCGAUAAAGAAACACGGCCUAUACUGCCGUCUCAAGUCUACAAUUAAGGCAAGAUUUCGGCCUAAAAUCGACAACAACACUGUCAAACUAUGCAUGCACGAGUUCUACAACAAACGCUGCAAAACUUGCCAUGUUCCCGAGGCGAUUGUGAGAUUAGGCCUUGUAGAUGCCGGAUACCACUGCGAGGGAUGCAGGUGUUUGAGGCUAGUUGAAUAUACCUCAGACGAGGUACCCGAAUCACGUAUUGGCGAAGAAAGGGCAGCCGUCCUGCUGAGAGACGAGCCAAAAGAUUUAUUGUCGUCCUCUUCUUCUUUGACCGUAGGAAAUGUGGAUGCAUCAGAGCCGUAUGACAUGUCCAUAAUCGCAGCGUAUGAAGACGACACCUGUAGCCUCCGGAGCACGGAAAGUAACGAUGUGUUAGAAGAGGCUGUUCCAGCCACUGCUGUACACAUGACACCGAUGAUGCCCACCGAAAUCCAUAUCCGCUAUUCCCUUGAGAGUCAAAAACGAAGACAAAUAACAAUUCUGGGAAGCAAAUCAGUGUAUGAUGACGAGUCCUUGAAGCUUGGCACGUCUCUCGAAAAGGAUGAUAUCCAGGCUCUGAUUCAUGGAGCCAUAAAGGGGGAUGCAGAGUACCAGAUCAAGCUUCUAAGAUUAUAUGGCGAAAUUUCGGCAUCAGAUGCGCCAUGUACCUUGCCCUGGAGUAGCUCACAGCGCAGUCUCAUCCGCAAAGCGCGACUUAUCAUGGGCCUUGAAAUCCAGAGGGCUGCUGGGCGGAUAACAGUCGAUGCCUUGGACAAGAUAUCGACGCAGUUGUUUUGUCAUGACAAUGAAGAGGCCGCCAUGGGCAUGGAGGAGUUUGCAGCUUAUAGCCGUGGUUUGUCCGACCGAGGUGAGAUGUCUGGGGGGCGUGCAAAGCAAAUCAUCAUGCUUGCUUUUGACGGAGAGUCGGAUUUGGUUUGA